Molecule: messenger RNA, 634 nt
Organism: Anopheles merus
Lineage: Eukaryota; Metazoa; Arthropoda; Insecta; Diptera; Culicidae
Exons: 3
Coding region: 45-617 (190 amino acids)
Source: RefSeq, a predicted model, not a curated record
CUAAGCUGUCCGCAAGCGUAGUAGACGUGUACGUUGAAAAAAACAUGAAGUACUUUACUAAAAAUUUCCACCUAAUUGGAUUUCUACUCGCAGUACAGUUUGCAGCAACGGGUGCUUUUCUCAAGUUGAUACCGUUUGGCAAAAAGAUCGAGUUUAUCAGCAAGACAAACACCGUGCAAGUUUCGUACGCUCUGCAUCAGCCGAAAUCAAUUCUAAAUCAAUCGAUUGAUUUGGAGUUUAAUAUUACACGUCCUCUAAAGGAUGUUAAACUCCAGUUUAGCUACCAUAUCACCGAUGAAAAUGGUGCUAUUCAGGCCCUGCUAAUCAAGCGCACCGUCGACUUGUGUUCGUACAUGCGCAAUCCAAGCACCGACCGUGUGGUAAAGCAGGUGUACGACUAUGUCACCGAACGGACCAACGUUAAGCUGCAGUGUCCUAUCGCUGCCGGCAACUACUACAUUCGCAACAUUCGACCGUCCGAUGUGCCCACGCCGGGCUUUCUGCCCGAGGCGCACCUUGUGCUGGAAACGCUCUACCGCUCCGAGGUGCGGCGUGCAACUUUGAUCGAGUUCCGGUACUUUACCAAAAUGGUGCGAUACAUUGAAAAUAUUUUCUAAUGAAAGCAAUGUAAGAA